Paramuricea clavata is the source of this 478-nucleotide messenger RNA. The record is from the annotation of a GenBank genome assembly. NCBI's taxonomy places the organism in Eukaryota, Metazoa, Cnidaria, Anthozoa, Malacalcyonacea, Plexauridae.
AUGACUGGUUCUGUAGCUUUUGUACGUAUAGCAGAUGCAAUCCCUUUCAGUUUUCUUUCUGAUGACGAUUUCCUGUUAGAACUCCUUGAACAUGAUUCCAGACUUAGUCUUAACAUAGACUCAUUUAAUGAUUUAUUAUUCAAUCCAUUUUCUUUGAAUUCUCCCAUAUUGAAUCUAAAUUAUCUCGAUCCAGACCAGCAAUUUUUCAGCAGUUACAUACCUAAUAAUACCAAGUACCUACUUGGAGAUGAAUUUAUAAGUCUGUAUUCUGAUAAACACGACUCUUUCUCCCUCAACCAUUUCAAUGUCCGUAGUCUCCGACAUAAUUUCGAUAAAUUCACUGAUUACCUACACCUUUUAAGUUAUCCUUUUUCUGUAAUUGGAUUAACGGAAACUUGGCUAUCUGAUACUGAAGUUGACCAAUGUAAACUCGUGGAUUAUAAUAUUAUUAUGUGUAAUCGUAUAAAUCGCCAAGGAG